UACGAUGUUACCGGACGGCGGACACGCGCAUUGCUACCUUCCUUGCUAAGCAUUGGAGCACGGCCGCAUCGGGCGGCCCGCGUUUGUGCUGCCGACGGCGGAGCACUGAUCUCGGGGAGCCGGAGCGGAGGGAGCGGCGCCAUGGCCAACAUCGCGGUGCAGAGGAUCAAACGGGAGUUCAAGGAGGUGCUCAAGAGCGAGGAGACCAGCAAAAAUCAAAUAAAGGUUGACCUUGUAGAUGAGAAUUUCACAGAAUUGAAGGGAGAGAUUGCUGGACCGCCUGACACACCCUACGAAGGUGGUAGAUAUCAACUAGAAAUUAAAAUUCCGGAAACAUAUCCAUUCAAUCCCCCAAAGGUGCGAUUCAUCACUAAAAUAUGGCAUCCGAACAUAAGCUCGGUUACCGGUGCAAUAUGUCUGGACAUCCUUAAAGAUCAAUGGGCAGCUGCCAUGACGCUGCGGACCGUGCUGUUAUCACUACAGGCCUUGUUGGCAGCUGCAGAGCCGGACGAUCCCCAGGACGCUGUGGUGGCCAAUCAGUACAAGCAGAAUCCGGAAAUGUUCAAACAGACAGCCCGACUGUGGUCUCAUGUGUACGCCGGGGCGCCAGCCUCCAGUCCCGAGUACACCCGCAAAAUAGACAAGCUCUGUGCAAUGGGCUUCGACAAAAACGCAGUAAUAGUGGCCUUGUCGUCAAAAUCCUGGGACGUAGAGACUGCAACGGAGCUCCUGCUUAGCAACUGAGUCCACAUCCGAAGACUGCUGCACUUAACACUCCCAUGUGUGUGCCCCUUCCAGUCUCCCUCUUCGCCCUCGGUCCCUGUGAUCCGCUCCACCUCCUCUUAUUCCUCCAGUUCCCAUCGCUACUCCUUUUUUGUCUCUCUACCAUAAUCAGCCCUAAAGGUGACCUGUGCCCACCUGCAUUCACAGUACUGUAUGUCCACUUCCUCCCACCCUCCGUUCUCAAGCAGCUCUGUUCCCAUUGGUCCUCUUCUGUUAUGCCCCACCCACAUUCUUCAAGAUGCUGACCCCCAUCUUACCUCCUGUCUUAUGUUCUUUUCUUGAUUCCUACUUCUUAUAGGAAGAAAAAUAUUUAGAUUGAUUUUUAAAUACAAAGAAUGGGGGGGAAACUCGUCACUGUUAACUGAUACCUGCUAUCUGGCUUCGGGCUGAGACUGGAAAAUC
Scleropages formosus (Asian bonytongue) is the source of this 1185-nucleotide messenger RNA. It is a transcript of the gene ube2ka, whose product is annotated as ubiquitin-conjugating enzyme E2Ka (UBC1 homolog, yeast). NCBI's taxonomy places the organism in Eukaryota, Metazoa, Chordata, Actinopteri, Osteoglossiformes, Osteoglossidae. The transcript is spliced from 8 exons. The coding region runs from base 142 to 744 and encodes 200 amino acids. The record is from RefSeq and is a predicted model, not a curated record. Gene Ontology annotation, molecular function: protein binding.